Messenger RNA from Ciona intestinalis (vase tunicate), 2981 nucleotides. Its product is annotated as tyrosine-protein kinase SYK. NCBI's taxonomy places the organism in Eukaryota, Metazoa, Chordata, Ascidiacea, Phlebobranchia, Cionidae. Gene Ontology annotation, biological process: protein phosphorylation. The record is from RefSeq and is a predicted model, not a curated record. Gene Ontology annotation, molecular function: protein tyrosine kinase activity; ATP binding.
UUUGUGUGUCAUCAUAGGUUAGUUUGAUAUGGUACUGGGUUAAGAUUCAUUAAUGGCAGGUCAAUUGUAUGAUGAAGUUUAUUACCACGGUCCUAUUUCCCGUUCUGAAGCUACAGAGUUGGUGAAAGGGCAAGUUGAUGGCUCGUUUUUGUUGAGGAAAAGUUUAAGGGAACCUGAUGGUUAUGCUAUAUCCGUGUCUUACCAAGGCAGCGUGCUACAUUACAGCAUACAACACUCAACAGUAAGUGGAUGGUAUAGUGUUAAUAAAGGCAGUGAGCACCCUUCACCGCAAGCACUUUGCAAAUAUUACAUGCAAGAAAAAGGUGGAUUAAAAACAAAACUUUUGUGGCCUAUAAAAGUGGCCUCUUCACCACCACCGCAAACCCCACCCCACUCACCACAAUAUCAGCAGCCCUUGCCUCCAUUACCACAAGUAAGGCCAGGUAGAAGUGGUUCAACUGUAAGCUAUGAAGAGCAAGAAUGGUAUCAUGGGGAAAUAACGAGGCAAGAAGACGCUGUUCGACUUUCUCAUUCUUAUCGUGAAUUAAACAAAAAUGGAAUAUAUCUUAUUCGGUUUAAAGAAAAUGGAGUUUUUGUUCUUAGUGUAGUGAACGAUAAGAAAGUACACAGAUAUAAAAUACUCCAGAAUACUUCCAACCUUAAGUAUUCAAUCAAUGGAAAACCUCCAGAGUUUUUAUCAUUAGAACAACUUAUUCAAUUUCAUGAGGAGCAGCCACCGGAGAUUUCUCAUCUUCAUUGUAGAUUAACACUCCCUUGCAAGAGAAGCACUUCUGCAUCAGUUAUUCCACAAAACUGCUUUAAACACCUGGUCUCUCAACAGCAAAGAACAAAUUCCCACAACGCAUCGAGCAAAAGAUUGUCAGGAUUCGCCUCGGCACUUGCUGCUGAAUUUAAGUCUCUACUGCCAGCUAAUGGCCUUGAUGUGAACUGGUCGGAAAAUCCGCACCAACUAAACUUGUCGGAAAAUCCUGUCUCUCAACGGCCACAGUCAAGUCUAAAUGGAAAGGUUGGAAAACCAGUAAUGGAUAGGUUCAGCAGGUCAUCACUGCCUAAAGAUUCAAUUGGGUACAAAAGUCCUUACAUGAACUUUAGUGACAAGUCGAGUCUUGCCCCUGAUCUGUACAUUACAACAGAUAAACUAAUCAUAAGAGGUGAUAUUGGAAAAGGUCAUUUUGGCGCUGUAAAAGUUGGUGAGUGUAAAAUAAUGGGUUCAUUUGUCCCAUGUGCUGUUAAGAAUCUAACAGGUUCAGAUAUAGAAACAAAUAAAAAUGAUCUUUUGAAAGAGGCAAAGCUCAUGCAGCAGUUUGAUCAUCCUUAUAUUGUUCGUCUUCUUGCUAUCUGUGAUGCCAUGGAAUCUUCUGGAAGUCUGAUGCUGGUUAUGGAGCUUGCACCUCUUGGUUCUUUAAAAGAUUUUUUAUCCCAGCACAAUGAAAAGUCUUUUCCAGAAGAGCGACUUUUGGUUUUAAUGAACCAAGUAUGUGAUGGAAUGGCUUACCUGUCGGGCAAGAAUAUAGUGCAUAGGGAUCUGGCAGCAAGGAACAUACUUCUUGUGACGGAAAACUUUGCAAAGAUAUCUGACUUUGGAAUGUCACGAAUAUUUCUUGAAUCUGAUAACUACUACAAAGCAAGUCAGCCAGGGACAUGGCCUUUGCGUUGGUAUGCACCUGAAGCUCUCCUGUAUUACAAGUUUACAAGCAAAGGUGAAAUCUGGAGUUUUGGGGUGACUUUGUGGGAAGUUUUCUCUUAUGGAAGUCGACCAUAUUCAGGUUUAAAGGGCAGGGAGAUCUUAGCCAUGUUGGAAGGAGGAAAAAGACUUGAAUGCCCGUGUGGGUGCUCACCUGGUGUGUAUACCAUCAUGCUACAAUGUUGGGCAUAUGAUCCUGAAGAUAGACCUACUUUUAAUGAUCUACUCUUGCAGUUUAAAGUUUUCAUAGGUUAACUGCAGUACCCUAUUGUGGAGAGAUCUUGUUAAAAAGUUCAGUAGCCUAUUAAACAAAAGUACUGUGUAGUACGUACAACUGUAAAAACUGUUUUUCUUUGUGUAUGUUUUAACCCUUUGUCUUCAUGCCACCAUGUUCUUCAUUAUAACAGCCUAUUUUUUUCAUAGUACAAUUUAUCAUGCUUUACAGUUAGAGUAAAACAAUAUGCCAGUACCUAUUACCGAAUGCCAAAAUGUGCAAAGUGUGGACCUGUAAGUUGUAACACGUAUUAUAGUUUUAGUAUUUGUAGUAAGAGUAGACAUGCCUUUACUAACAAUUUUUAGGUGUCCUUUAUCACCUAUAACUGCAGGUUUAUCAUUAUGUAUUUAUAAUUCCACAUUGCAAUUUCACUAUUACUUUUUCACUAUGAGUGCCUUAUACAAUAUGAAAUGUAUAUAUAAUACAAUAGUUUUUAUGUAAAGAUACUCCAUACUAAUAUUCUCAACUAUGCAUUGUCAAGAUACGUAUAUUAGGUUUACUUUUUUGCAGUUAUAAUGUAUGGUACAAUUUUGUUUCUAGUUACCUAUCUUGCAAUUUUAUAUUCUGUGACAAUUACUGAAGCAUAAUUCCCUGUAUUAACACAUUAAAAGUAUUAAAAUUUAAUAUACGGCAGUUACCAAUUGCAGUUACUGAUUUUAUAGGCCUCGUCAUUUUACCACGAUGCAGAUUGUUUUAACAAUAUUCAAUAUUUAUUUUUUAUUUAAUAUUUUUUUUUUCUGGCAAGUUAUCUUUCUCUAAUGAGCCCAACCUUUAAAAAAGAUUUGUUAAAACAUGGGCUAUCAAACUAAAUACUCUAGGGCAGCUUUUUUAGAUUUACAUUAGAAUUAGCAUAGUUUAUAGUUUUAUGUAUAUUGUUUAAGUCUUAUAUGGUCUUCUUCGGUUUGUGGAAAACACGUAAUUUUUGUAUCACAUUGUUUCAUUGGUACUUGCUUAUUAUUCUUCAUUGCCAAGUUUCAAUCGCUGCAAUUAAUUCUAGAAAAA